AUGGAAUUGAAAAUCAAAUUCUUGAACUAUCUUGAUCCUGUCUGGCAUGAGUAUGGUACUCAACUAAACCAACAUUCCGACUUUAAGGAUCUUACCAUUCACACUCUGUAUGAGAAGUUGAAGCUCAAUGUUAGUGAUGUCAAGGCAAAACAAGCCUCCUCUUGUGAACAACUCAUUUCAGAUCCUCUUGCUUUAGUUGCUAACAGAAUGACUCGUCCACUCUUCAAUUCCAAUGCUGCAAAUAUUAUUCUAGAUCUUGAUUCUUGCAAUAUCAAUGCCUCUGAGUUGGAUGACAAGGAACAACAAAUGUACAAUGACUUGGCAUGUUUCACCCGAUCUUUCAAGACAAAGUAUUUCAACAAGAAGCCAACAAAUAAUCAACUUCGUACAUCUUCAGUGUCCUUUUAUGCUCGUAACAAUCAAUCACCAAAGUUUCACACCCCGUCUGAAAAUGCUGGACCUGAAAAGAAAUUUGAUGCUCCAAAGUCAUUUGAAAAGAAGAUUCUGGAAAAGAAGCCUGAAGACAAGAGAUGUUACAAUUGUGGUCAAAUAGGACAUUUUGCUAUCCAUUGUCCCAAACCAAAGAAGAAGAACUCUACUUAUUAUCAGAAUAAACUCUUGCUUGUUAAGCAACAAGAAAGUGGAGUUGCACUUCUUGCAGAGGAUGAUCAGUGGUUGCAUCUGUCAGAUGAAGAAACUGAGGAACUGGCUGCAAACGUUUGCUUCAUGACCAAAAUCAAACAAUCCAAAGAGCUUGACGAAGAAGGUAACAGUUCAGAAUCUGAUAAUGAUGAGGUAUGUCAUAUCCCUAAAUAUGAUCUUGCUCAUUUAGUGAACAAUUGUGAACAAACUGAUUUUGCAAACGUCUCAUUGAAGGAAGAAGUUGCAAAAUUAACCUAUGCUUUACAAGAAAAGGAAAAUUCUUUAACUAAAGUCAAACAAGAUUUUAACACUCUUCAAAAGGAUUUUAAAGAAUUAACAACCAGUAAUGCAUCGGUUUCUUUUACUACUUCUUCUGAAUUACUUCUUUCCAAUCAAGAACUUGAGCUCAAAGUAUUUGAACUAAACCAAAUCAUCAAAGACUUAAAAAUUGCACAAUCAAAUGAAAUGUUUAGAGCAAAUGCUUUGGCCGAGAAUCUUGUAGCUCUUCAGUCCAAGUUCAACGAUUCCAACCCUACAGUGAAAGAAUUACAAAAUCAAAUUUCUGAUUUAAAUCAUGCAUGUUGCAUCAAAGAUUCUCAAAACCAAAAACUCGAACAUAAAAUUGAUGAACUCAUUGAUGAAGUCAAUUUUUAUAAAGUUAAGGUUUACAGAAUUGAUCAAUCCAACAAGCAAAUAUUUUUAAACAAACCAAGAAAUUUUGAAGAUAUCACUAAAGGGUUAGGAUUUGAAGAUCCAAAGAACUUACUCACUGGACAACUCAUUGUACCACCCCUGUAUGAUGAGAACAUGAUGCUGUAUGGUCUGCUCAGUCAAUUUGUCCGACCCGUUUAUAAUGAUUUUGAUACAGAAGAACAAUUACCCAAAUGUGAAGUUAAAAUUAACUAUGAACACAUCAAUGAUUCAUAUGAUUUGUUUAAUCUUCCACUUUGUCCUAAAAACAAAAAACACUCGGUUAUAAUUGUCGAAUUAGAUGAAAACUCAAAUGAAAGCUCAACUAAAAUACCAACUGUUGAGCAGUCAUGUGAGUCCAAAUCUAAAAAGGAAAUAAUUCCUCCAAAACCAGCUCCAGUUCGACCAUACAUUCCACAAAGUGUUUUGGAAAAACAAUUAGAAGAUUUGAAACAAACAUUAAAUGAAAAACAAAAUGUGAUAGAUGCUCUUCUGUCUCAAAAUCACUAUAACAAAGAUGUCCCUGAUAUUGAAUUGCAAACUUCCAGUGUUGUCUAUGACUGUUCCGAUCUUAACUGUCCAGUAUGUGUUGUCUUGAACCCCACACCUUGCCCUUCUGUUGGCAGUACUAGUAAAUGUAUUGAUGCUUCUGUGCAAACUAACUGGGAUCAUGUUAAGGCCUACAAUGUUGCCACCCAAACCGAACAAGACAGCAUGAAUUGCAAUGACGAUGAUGAGGAAGAAAAAGUGUCAGUGGAUCAAUCUGAACAUGUCUUUCCAAAUGUUUUUAAUACUGGACCACUUCAAUUUUCUAAAGAAACUCAAUCUUAUCUAAGUGAAAUUGAUUCUGUUACCAAAAGAUUUGAACUUGAAAGAGUUCAACGUUUAAACCUUUUAACUGAAUUUAAUAAACUUAAGAUAGAAGUGGAGUAUAAAAACAUCGUAAUUCAAGCUUUUGCAAAUAAUGACAAGGAAAAGGCGUCAAAGUUACUACAGUCUGGUCCUUUCUCAAAAUUUUUGAAAGUAACUCGUACUUUGGAUACUUCCACUGAUACUACUUCUUCGUCAGCUCAAUCAACUGAAACAUCCUUUCAAGUUCAAGUCUACUUGAAUGAAAUUGCUGCAUUGACAAAAGCUUUAGAAAAGGAAAAGCAAGACAAAAAGGUUUUUCAAAAUAAAUCAACCAUUUUUGCAACCAAAGAAUGGAGAUAUUGCAAAAUCAUCAAAGAACUAACUGGUUACAAACCUGAGUUACCAAAUGACAAUGCAACAAAGUCAUUCAAUGAGACUUCAAGGUUCUCAAAGACCAAUGUCCUUAGUGUACCCGAUCAAAAGAACCCAAAGUCUGACCUAGAUUUUUCAAACCUCCCGGAUCUUAACAACUUCUUGGAAGAAAAUGACACUUAUGAUCCUGAAUUGGAAAGAAAAUUUGUUAACAAGGAGAAAAAGGACGAUCCCUCAUUAAGAAAAACUCCCAACAAAUACCCCAUACCAGCCACUUAUUUACCAAGGAAGACACCACGAAGAAAAACCACUAGUUCAAACCUGAAGCUCUCCAACAAUACCACAAAGACAAUUAACUCUUCAAACACUCCUGUCAAACCUAACACCUCAUCACCAAAAAGAAAACUUACCAAAAUGAAACUGUCACAACAACCAAAGGAUAGAAAAUGA
This is a messenger RNA of Erigeron canadensis, 3006 nucleotides long. Its product is annotated as putative leucine-rich repeat-containing protein DDB_G0290503. The record is from RefSeq and is a predicted model, not a curated record. The coding region runs from base 1 to 3006 and encodes 1001 amino acids. NCBI's taxonomy places the organism in Eukaryota, Viridiplantae, Streptophyta, Magnoliopsida, Asterales, Asteraceae. Gene Ontology annotation, molecular function: nucleic acid binding; zinc ion binding. The transcript is spliced from 2 exons.